Messenger RNA from Gadus morhua (Atlantic cod), 3723 nucleotides. RefSeq names its product ring finger protein (C3H2C3 type) 6 (gene rnf6). The record is from RefSeq and is a predicted model, not a curated record. Gene Ontology annotation, molecular function: ubiquitin protein ligase activity. Gene Ontology annotation, biological process: protein ubiquitination; ubiquitin-dependent protein catabolic process; positive regulation of DNA-templated transcription. Bases 94 to 2220 code for a protein of 708 amino acids. The transcript has 4 exons. Gene Ontology annotation, cellular component: nucleus. Lineage: Eukaryota; Metazoa; Chordata; Actinopteri; Gadiformes; Gadidae.
CAAUUAUAGUGUGACACCACCGGUCCCAUCUUGGUUUGACAGAGGAAGAGGAACCGUCCAUAUUACAGCUGCUUUGUCAGCGGUCGCACGGCGAUGGACCCUGCCGGUGGGAGAGACGAGCGGCGGAGGCAGGCAGAGCGUCUUCGCCGGGAGGAGGCCUACUACCACUUCAUUAACGAGCUGAACGAGGAGGAGUACCGGCUCAUGAGAGACGGCAACCUGCUGGGCACCCCUGGGGAGGUGACGGCAGAAGAGCUCCGGCAGCGCCUGGAUGGGGCCAAGGAGCGCGUGUCCUCUCAGCCCCGCCCCGAGCAGCGUCUGCAGGCAUCCACAGACGCCGGGGACCAGGAGGGCAGCAGUGGGGCCCCUGACCCGGGAGCCGAAUCCUCCAACGGUGAUUCAUUACUGGAGUGGCUGAACACGUUCAGGCGCACCGGCAAUGCCACGCGCAGCGGGCAGAGCGGCAACCAGACCUGGCGCGCGGUCAGUCGCACCAACCCCAACAGCGGCGAGUUCCGCUUCAGCCUGGAGAUCAACAUCAACCACGAGCAGCCGGAGCCCGGCGAGCACAGCGAAGCCGCGCUUGCGGCCGAGCUCCCGGCGGUGGCCCCUAACACCACCUCAACCGCAAUACGUACAGCCUCGUAUCUACCCCCAGUGCCACGCCCCUCAACCUAUGCCGCCCCUUAUCCCACCCCCCGGCCCUCCAUCAGCAGGAGGGCCCAGGCCAGGCGCACACGCAGUGCCAACUCCUCCCCCCGCUCUGCCCAAGACAGUGUUCCUCCAGCACCCCCUCCUGCCUCUGUGAUGAGGAGGGGGGUGACCCUGCCUCCAACACCACUACCAACACCACCUCACCCUUCCUUUACUCCCCCCAGUGACCAAGCCGGCUCCUUGCGACACCACACCCUGAACGCGGCGCUGGAGCGUGGGCGUGACGAGGUGACGGCCUCCCUGGAGUGUCCACGUGUGUCGCCGCCUCGGCCUCCUGCCUCUCAGUCCCCACCAGGGGGGCUUGACUCUCGCGGGAGCAGGACUCGAUCCCGCGGUCGAAUCCGGCGGGCCGCCGGAGGGGCCUCAUCUCGGUCUUCAAGGAGAAGCCGUUCCCCCUUAAGCAGAACACCCGUCGCCAGUUCCGCUCUCGACUCUGGCCUAGCCGGCAGUGGUUCUGAUGGCCAAAGCCUCGAACCAGGCGCUGGAACUAGCUUGGUUUCCAUGGAGACACAGGAGGCCGGGUUGGAGCCCGUCGCUCUAACCGAGGCCGCCACAGAGGCAGGGGAUCACGAAAGGGAGACCCAGGCGGCCGCUGCAGGCGCUGCGAGUGUCCGCCGACAUCCCACCAUCAUGCUGGACCUACAGGUCCGGAGGAUCCGCCCCGGAGAGAAUAGGGACCGGGACAGCAUCGCCAGCCGGACGCGGUCCCGCGCCCGCGUGGCAGAGAACACGGUCACCUUCGAAAGCGACAGCGGCGGAUUCCGGCGCACCAUCUCGCGCUCAGAGCGGGCGGGGAUACGCACCUACGUCAGCACCAUCCGCAUCCCUCUGCGGCGCAUCAGCGAGACGGGCCUGGGGGAGCCCAACUCCACCGCCCUGCGCUCCAUCCUGCGCCAGAUCAUGACCGGCUUCGGAGAGCUCAGCUCCCUCAUGGAGACGGAGGCCGAUUCUGAGACGGUGGCCCCCAGCCACCUGGACGCCCCCUCCGCCGGCGCCAACCCCACCACCGUCCCCGCCUAUCGUCUGCAUGGAAACGAGAGCACCGCCGGCCUCAGCGGCACCGGCGCCGUGGACGAGGGCGGGGGAGCGCGGGCGGCGGGGGCCGAGGAUGACGCUCAGGGAAGGCAGGGUGGAGGGGUCAUGAGCCCCACGGAGGGCCGUGCCACCAGCAGAGACACGAACAACCUGGUGGAGAACGGGACGCUGCCAAUCCUGCGGCUGGCCCACUUCUUCCUGCUCAACGAUGAGGAGGACGAGGAUCACCCGCGGGGCCUCACCAAAGAGCAGAUCGACAACCUGGCAACGCGCACCUACGGCCAGGCCAGCCUGGAGGGGGAGGCGGGGCGCGCCUGCAGCGUCUGCAUCAACGAGUACGCCCAGGGCAACAAACUGCGCCGGCUGCCCUGCUCCCACGAGUUCCACAUCCACUGCAUCGACCGCUGGCUCUCGGAGAACAACACCUGUCCCAUCUGCAGGCAGCCCAUACUGGCGGCACAUCACGAGUGACCGCUGGGAUUCCUGCCCCUCACACCAACGGAGACACACCAACGUCAUUCUGGGUGUAGAGAACCUGCCCAAGCGGGCCGAGCAUGUACAUAGGCUUUCAUGGUUUUUAUUUUCCUUAAAAAAAAAUAAAGACUUCAUCCUGUUCAAGCUGAGGAAGGUGAAACAGAAAGCGUGGAGGGAAAGCUUACAAAUGCAGAGAAUUAUCAAAACUUUAUUUUUUUAGACAUCUUGGUUUUCAGCAGUGUUUGGUUGUUUUUGAGUUGGAUCAUUUUCCUGCUAGGACCAGCUCUGGACUCCGUAGCCUCAUGCUUCAGAGGAUUGGCAUCAACCGCUAUUGCUAGCACUAAAGGAGCUACAGAGGCUGCUGCUGCUGCUGACUCAUCUCCACCCUCUGUUUUCCACGUGCGACAUCCCUCCUUCACGAAUGGACGGUGAACCAUUCCCUUUCAGGCCCGACGAACAUGUACUUCAGUGUAAAUACCUCACUGAUGCUCCAGAUCCAUGGAUUCUGUUCUGCGGCAAGCUACGCACGCAUCUCUCUUUUGAAGAUGUUGAGUUUGUUUUUUUGGAAACGACAACCGAAGUUGCAAUCCUCCAUUUGUAAUGCUCUUGACAUUCAUUGCUACAUUUUUGCUUGCAAAUUGUCCUAUUAGUGGACUGUGUGUGUGUGUGUGUGUGUGUGUGUGUGUGUGUGUGUGUGUGUGUGUGUGUGUGUGUGUGUGUGUGUGUGUGUGUGUGUUUGUGUCUUCCAUCUUCAAAUCUUUUCAGCAUGUAACAGACCCUUGGUAGUUGAUGGCCAGGAAGCCAGCGUCCUUGAUUUCGUUUUUAAUGGCCAGGAUCAGUGACCAGACCUGGUCAGCUUUUGAUUUCUGUACUAUGUGUUAUUCAAAUUGGUUAUCCCCCAACCAGUCUGUCCAGCCAUUGGGUGCUGCGCUGGGUCUGGUUGGCCUAGAAUAAGGACUGGGUUUGACUUUUAUUUCUCAUUAUUUCGACCCUUGGAGAACGUAAUGGAUUGGACACCUGGAUUUCCUUCAGCACCAUGACCCAGACACUACCAUCCCCAUGGUUACCAUGGGGUCACAUCCAAAGUUUCAGCAAUUGAAUCACAGUAAGCAGGAGCACUAUUCUUCUGGUACCACUAUACUAUUAAACCACACAGCUGAUGGUGGGGAAGUCCUUGGGUAAGUGUGUGUGUGUGUGUGUGUGUCUGUGCAUGUCUACAGAGCUGAAGGAGUGUGGAGUACAGGAUGUCCCAGUAACAGUGGGUCUCAUCGGAUCUCAGAAAGCACUGCUUUGCUUUAUUUAUUUUUCUCGAAUUUCCAACCAAGUUGGAGAAGGCUUUGUGUCUCCCCAGUACAGAAGUGACUAUUUAUUCUGCUCCUAUUUAAUAAGAUGAGAAAAGAAAAAUGCUUUUGGAAAUAUGUAUUAUGUUACGUUGUGAUGAGAAUCAAACAAAAAUAAAUAUGUAUUAUGUUACUAUGUAAUAAAAUCAAGACAAGGGGU